Molecule: messenger RNA, 2788 nt
Organism: Odobenus rosmarus divergens (Pacific walrus)
Lineage: Eukaryota; Metazoa; Chordata; Mammalia; Carnivora; Odobenidae
Gene: ADAM19
Product: ADAM metallopeptidase domain 19
Exons: 23
Coding region: 59-2788 (909 amino acids)
Biological process (GO): membrane protein ectodomain proteolysis
Molecular function (GO): metalloendopeptidase activity
Source: RefSeq, a predicted model, not a curated record
GGGGGCUGGCAUGGCCGCGUGCUUGUGAACGCGGAGCGCGCGAGGGGCCGCUGCCACCAUGCCCGGGGGCGUGGGCGCCGUCCGGCUCUGCCUGCUGGCGCUCGCCCUGCCGGGGUGGACCAGAAGAGGAAAUGGGGAAGGCACCGCCCACCUACAGCAUGAACGAAUAAUACCUCAGUGGAAGACUGCAGAAAGCCCCACGAAAGAAAAGCAUCCACUCAAAGCUGAGCUCAGGGUAACGGCCGAGGGGCGAGAAUUCAUCUUGGACCUGGAGAAGAAUGAGAACCUUUUUGCUCCAGCCUACACAGAAACCCAUUAUACUCCAAGUGGCAACCCUCAAACCACCACGCUGAAAUCUGAGGACCACUGCUUUUACCAUGGGACGGUGAGGAAGGCAGAGCAGUCCAGUGUGACACUCAGCACCUGCCGGGGAAUGAGAGGACUGAUUAUGGUGAGCAGUAACCUCAGCUACAUCAUCGAGCCCCUGCCUGACAGCGAGGGCCUCCACCUUAUUUACAGAUCUGAACAUCUCAAGCUGCCCCUGGGGAACUGUGGGGUCAAGUACUCCAAGUCCACUACCAGGGACUGGGUCCUUCAUUUUACGAACCAGACCAAGAAACGACCUCGCAGGAUGAAAAGGGAAGAUUUACACUCCAUGAAGUAUGUGGAGCUUUACCUCGUGGCUGAUUAUGCAGAGUUUCAGAAGAAUCGGCGAGACCAGGACGCCACCAAACACAAGCUCAUGGAGAUCGCCAAUUAUGUUGAUAAGUUUUACCGAUCCUUGAACAUCCGGAUUGCCCUUGUGGGCUUGGAAGUCUGGACACAUGGGAAUAUGUGUGAAGUCUCGGAGAACCCCUACUCUACUCUCUGGUCAUUUCUCAGUUGGAGGCGCAAGCUGCUCACCCAGAAGAACCAUGACAACGCACAGUUAAUCACGGGCAUGUCUUUCCACGGCACCACCAUCGGGCUGGCCCCCCUUAUGGCCAUGUGCUCUGUGUACCAGUCUGGAGGAGUCAAUAUGGACCACUCUGAGAAUGCCAUUGGCGUGGCUGCCACCAUGGCCCACGAGAUGGGCCACAACUUCGGCAUGAGCCAUGAUUCUGCGGAUUGCUGCUCUGCCAGCGCGGCUGACGGUGGGUGCAUCAUGGCGGCUGCCACCGGGCAUCCCUUUCCAAGAGUGUUCAAUGGAUGCAACAGGAAGGAGCUGGACAGGUAUCUGCAGUCAGGCGGUGGGAUGUGUCUCUCCAAUAUGCCAGACACCAGGACGCUCUAUGGAGGCCGGAGAUGUGGGAAUGGGUACCUGGAAGAUGGGGAAGAAUGUGACUGUGGGGAGGAAGAGGAAUGUGAGAACCCGUGCUGUAAUGCCUCAAAUUGCACCCUGAAGGAAGGGGCUGAGUGUGCCCACGGCGCCUGCUGUCACCGGUGUAAGCUGCUGGCCCCUGGGACCCUGUGCCGUGAGCAGGCACGGCAGUGCGACCUUCCAGAAUUCUGCACGGGCAAGUCUCCCCAUUGCCCCACCAACUUCUACCAGAUGGACGGCACCCCCUGUGAGGGUGGCCAGGCCUACUGCUACAAUGGCAUGUGCCUCACCUACCAGGAGCAGUGUCAACAGCUGUGGGGGCCUGGAGCCCGGCCUGCUCCUGAUCUCUGCUUCGAGAAGGUGAAUGUGGCAGGGGACACCUUUGGAAACUGUGGGAAGGACAUGAAUGGGGAACACAAGAAGUGCAACAUGAGAGAUGCCAAGUGUGGGAAGAUCCAGUGUCAGAGUUCUGAGGCCCGGCCGCUGGAGUCCAACGCAGUGCCCAUUGACACCACCAUCAUCUUGAAUGGGCGGCAGAUCCGGUGCCGGGGCACCCAUGUCUACCGUGGUCCUGAGGAGGAGGGGGACAUGCUGGACCCAGGCCUGGUGAUGACCGGGACCAAGUGUGGCUACAACCAUAUUUGCUUCGAGGGGCAGUGCAGGAACACCUCCUUCUUUGAAACGGAAGGCUGCGGGAAGAAGUGCAAUGGCCAUGGGGUCUGCAACAACAACCAGAACUGUCACUGCUUCCGGGGCUGGGCCCCACCCUUCUGCAACACACCCGGCCAGGGGGGCAGCAUCGACAGUGGGCCCAUGCCCCCUGACGGUGUUGGUCCUGUGAUAGCCGGAGUGUUUACGGCCAUGUUUGCACUGGCGGUCCUUAUGCUGAUCUACUACUGCUGUAAACAGAACAACAAACUGGGCCAACUCAAGCCCUUAGCCCUCCCUUCCCAACUGAGGCAACAGUUCAGUUGUCCCUUCAGGGUGUCUCAGAACAGUGGAACUGGCCACUCCAACCCAACGUUUAAGUUACAGACGCCCCAGGGCAAGCGAAAGGUGACCAACACCCCUGAAACCCUGCGGAAGCCCUCCCAGCCUCCUCCUCGGCCCCCUCCAGACUAUCUGCAUGGUGGCUCCCCACCUGCGCCAUUGCCAGUGCACCUCAGCAGGGCUGCUAGGAGCUCCCCAGGGCCCGGGUCCCAAGUAGAGAGGAAGGAGUCAUCCAGGAGGCCUCCUCCAAGCCGGCCAGUUCCCCCGGCCCCAAACUGCAUCCUCUCCCAGGAUCUCGCCAGGCCGCGGCCACCACAGAAGGCACUCCCAGCCAACCCAGUGCCAGGCCGCAAGAACCUCCCCAGGCCAGGUGGCGCCUCCAUCUUGCAGCCCACUGCCGCUACCCCUCUUCAGCCCCGGCCUCUGGCAGCACCUGUCCCAAAGUUUCCUGAAUACAGAUCACAGAGGGCUGGGGGGAUGAUUGGCUCGAAGACCUAG